Molecule: messenger RNA, 3843 nt
Organism: Stegastes partitus (bicolor damselfish)
Lineage: Eukaryota; Metazoa; Chordata; Actinopteri; Pomacentridae
Gene: pank4
Product: pantothenate kinase 4 (inactive)
Exons: 20
Coding region: 1-2358 (785 amino acids)
Biological process (GO): coenzyme A biosynthetic process
Cellular component (GO): nucleus; cytosol
Molecular function (GO): ATP binding; pantothenate kinase activity
Source: RefSeq, a predicted model, not a curated record
AUGGCGGAAUGUGGUGGAGUUGACAGCAACCCAAGUAGUCACACCAUGGAUAAAAGCAUUACUCUUCCGCCCGACGAAAUAUUCCGCAAUUUGGAGAACGCAAAGCGCUUCGCAAUAGACAUAGGUGGAUCUCUGACCAAGCUUGCCUACUACUCAACUGUGCAACACAAAGUGGCCAAAGUGCGAUCUUUCGACCACACUGCAAAGGAGGCUGCCAGUGACAAGCUGUAUGAAAUAUCAGUGCAGGAGGAAGUCACUGCACGCCUGCACUUCAUCAAGUUUGAAAAUGCUUACAUUGAAACGUGCUUGGACUUCAUCAAAGACCAUCUGGUCAACACUGACACCAAAGUUAUCAAAGCCACAGGUGGAGGGGCACACAAGUUCAAAGAACUGAUUGAGAGAAAACUGGGACUCAAAGUGGACAAAGAAGAUGAGAUGACCUGCCUCAUUAAGGGCUGUAAUUUUGUGCUGAAGAAUAUACCCCAUGAAGCUUUCGUGUAUGCCAAGCAUGCCGACUCAGAGUUCCGCUUUCAGACGACUAAUCCAGACAUCUUCCCUUACCUGCUUGUGAACAUCGGCUCUGGAGUGUCCAUAGUUAAGGUUGAAUCAGAGGACAAAUUUGAGCGAAUAGGAGGAAGUUCGAUAGGUGGAGGGACGUUCUGGGGCCUUGGAGCCUUGCUCACUAAAACAAAGAGAUUUGACGAGUUACUACAGUUGGCCUCAAAAGGGCAGCAUACAAGUGUCGAUAUGCUUGUCAAAGAUAUCUACGGAGGAUCUUAUGGGUAUUUGGGCUUGACUGGAGAUCUUAUUGCGAGCAGUUUUGGGAAGUCUGCUACUGCUGACAAAGAGUUUUCUAAAGAAGACAUGGCCAAGAGUUUACUACAUAUGAUCAGCAACGACAUCGGGCAGCUGGCCUGUCUGUAUGCCAAGCUCCACAACCUGUCAAGAGUGUACUUUGGAGGCUUCUUCAUUAGAGGACACCCGGUUACCAUGCACACCAUCACCUACAGCAUCAACUUCUUUACCAAGGGUGAAGUUCAGGCCUUGUUCCUAAGACACGAAGGCUAUCUUGGAGCCAUUGGAGCAUUUCUUAAAGGAGCAGAGGAAGACAAUCCAAACCAGUACAGUUGGGGUGAAAACUAUGCGGGAAGCUCAGGCCUCAUGAGUGUUUCUCCAGAUAUGAAUCCCAUGCAACGUGCUCGUAGUGGAACGUUUCCCUUUGACAUGCUGGAGAUGGACCGUCUGGAGAGGCAGCUGAUGAAUCUGCCUCUGCUGCAAGACCCUUCUUCUUACAUCCCUGACACUGUGGACCUCACAGAGGAUGCUCUGGCCCGUGAAUACUGGCUCGACUGUUUUGAAGAGGCCCUAGAUGGGGUGGUUAAGAGAGCUGUAGCGAGCCAGCCUGACAUGCCGGAGGCAGCCCUGCGAGCAGAGAAGUUUCGUCAGAAAUAUAGACACAAGCUUCAGACCCUCCGCAACCAGCCAUUUGCUUAUGGAUCCCUCACUGUCAGAAGUCUCUUAGACACGAGGGAACACUGUUUAAACGAGUUCAACUUUCCUGAUCCCUACUCUAAGAUUAAACAGAGGGAGAAUGAUGUUGCUCUCAAGUAUUACCAAAAGGCAGUGAAGUCCUUGGAGGAGUUGAGCUGGGAGGAGAGACAGUUUGCUCUUGUCAGGGGCGUCCUGGCGGGGAAUGUCUUUGACUGGGGAGCCAAGGCCGUGUCAGACGUCCUGGAAUCGGACCCUGAGUUUGGAUUUGAGCAAGCGAAACGACAACUGGAAGAGCGGCCAUGGCUUGUUGAUUCCUAUGACCAGUGGCUCGAGAGACUAAAGGGUCCCCCUCAUAAGUGUGCCUUGUUUUUCGUAGAUAAUAGUGGAGUUGACAUCAUUCUAGGGGUGAUGCCUUUUGUCAGAGAGCUUCUCUCUCGAGGAACAGAGGUUGUGUUGGCCAGCAAUUCUGGUCCAGCGUUGAACGACGUAACAAAUGGAGAACUGCAAAUAUUAACUGAAAGAAUUGCUGCUAUGGAUCCUGUGAUUCAGGCUAGUCUGAGCGAGGACAGGUUGACAUUGGUCCAAAGCGGUUCCAGUUCUCCCUGUCUGGAUCUGAGCCGCCUGGACAAAGUGCUGGCAAUGGUGGCUCGGGAGCGGCAGACCGACCUGGUGAUCAUCGAGGGAAUGGGCCGAGCCAUUCACACCAACUACUACGCCAUGCUCAGCUGUGAGAGCCUCAAGAUGGCCGUCAUCAAAAAUUCGUGGCUGGCCGACCGACUGGGAGGAAAGCUCUUCAGCGUGGUUUUCAAGUACGAGGUACCAGCUGGAAAACCCGGUCAGGACUCUGCUGCAUUGACACCCUCAUGAGUGCGACAAAACUCAUGUUUGAGGGAGACAGAACACUGAAUUCGAGCGACCAGCUUGGUUUAGUUGGAGGUCCGAAUGUAAGACGAUGAUCAUAUAACUGCCACUGAAAGAAUGAGUGAUUGUAACUUUGACUGUUAAAGGUUGGAUCAGUUUUUAAGGGUGAUCAUUAAUAGGGGAGAUUUUACAUUUUAUUUUUAAACUAUGUUGAUUUCACUGUCUGUUUCAUGAACAUGCUUUUUGGAAGGUCAUUGUCUAAUCUCUGGUUCAAUCACUUGGUUUGCCACAAUCAUUACUGUCACCUGAUGAUCUGAUUCACCACGCUGGAUAUGGGUGUGCGCUGGGUAUUUCAUGUGAAGUGAAGUCAUCACUGGCUGCAUUCAGUAAACUUUAACAGAUGCGAUCUUAAGCUUGUAGAAAAACAAAUCAGAAACUAAGCUUUUAUUUUAAAAGUGGGCUUCAGUUGUUGACACACUGCCAAUGCGACUGUGCACACAUAUGGGGGGUGGACGACUGUGGCUGGUGUGUGUUUGUGUGUGGGAGAGAAAAAGAGCUGCAGGAGUAAUUACAGCUUACAGCGAUAAGACUUUUUACAUUCAGUAAAGGGUAUUUAAUGUGCCUUAAGGCUGAUGAUAUGAUGACAGGCAUCAUUCACUCAGAUUGCUUUUAAUUCCUGUCGACCGCUACAAUACUACACAGAUAUCUGCUUUCUAGCACUCUCAUGCCACAGACUUGAAAGAUUCCGUAGAUUUCUUGUUUUUCAUUACUGCCAGCGAAUGUAUUGAGAUUAAAAAAUGAGUCAUUGUCACCGUCACUUGUGUAGCUGUUGAAGUGGAAUCAGGGAAGAUGUUUCAUCAGUGGGAGAAGCAGCACUUUAUCACCGUGAUUAAAGAAAUGGGGUUCAUCCACAAGGUGGCAGUGUUCUACUGUGAUGUAGAUUUUAAAUAUUUUACUCAAAUCUCUCCCAAGGUGCUUGGUGUCAAAAUUAACACUGCAUAUAUCAGGAUAAAUAUUCUGUUAGCAUCACACAGAGCUAGAGCGUCCCGAGCUGGCCAUGGCAUGAGUCCAUGCAUUCACUGUAGUUAACUGGCAUGUACAAAUACACACUGUAAUCCAUCCCUACGUCACAAAUGCAAUUGUUUGAAGGCAAUAAUACUGCAGCACCUAGUUGUAACAAACAUCAAACACUGUGUGAUUGUGAAGUGGCUGACUGUAUUGGUAACGUCAUCAUUAAUAUCUGAAUUCAAGGUGGGGUCAGAUUUGAAAAGCCUUGGUGUGACAAUAUCUUGCAAAGUUACAGUUGCUUCACUUGUGGACUCAUUGCAAUAUUUUAUUUUUCAUUUGUACAUAUGUGUGAGAAAUAUAUAUAUACAUAUAUAUAUAUAUAAAAUUCAGUUGCAUCCCUUCAGUUAAGCACACCAAGCACACUUUUGUGUAUUAUUCUCCUGACAAUCAAUUUUAAUUAAAUGGUACAAAACCUUUAUUUUA